ACAACCACCAAUUUUGUUAAAACACCUUUCAAGACAGAGUGUGUUAUCUUUACGACAAUUCGCUGAGUGUUAUACAGUGGACAAAUUAUUGCUCAAAAGUGGAUGGUUAUGACUUUGGAGAAUAAACGAAGGUUUGCCUUCUCUAAAAAUCAUGGCACCAGAAAAACAACACUUCUCACCAUAUUGUGUGUAUGGUGGGUGCUUACCUGGACUGGUGCCCAAGCGACAAGAAAAUGGCAGAAUCCUGAGACUUCUGAAAUGGAAGACAUGAGGACGAAGGAUCCUGUUACACAAAACAAAAAUGUACGGAAAGAAACGCAUGAAGAAAAUUCACAUCAUCCUUCAUAUUUUGCAAAUGCUGGAACUACUGGAUCUAAUUCUCAUAGAAAAACAACUGUAUCAUCAGUCAGUACUGCAGCAACAACACAAGCAACAAGCAGUAGAACAACAAGGACUACAAGACCUAAUAGUAAUUCAUCAUUGAACAACACUCCCUCAAAACCUGAUUUACCUACAGUCAUCGCAAAGCUGGUGUUCAACUGCUCAUUUCCUGUUCCCAGUGAGAGUUUGGUCCUCAAUGCUAUUGCAACUCUGCUAAACUCUCGAUCUUCCAGCAUCUCGAAUACUGUGAAAGUGCUAGGCUUCUUCUAUACCAACACUUCAGGCGACUCCUAUGAAGUUGUUUUCAUAAUGUCUGUCAAUGUCACCAUGCCAGACGACUUUGGACACAGGAAAAAUAUCAACAAGCAAAUCCAAAAAUCUAUCGACAACACACUGAACAGGUUAUUAAAUGAACCAAAAGCAGAAUCGUUUGAAUCCCAGAGCACCUCCUUCAGGGAUUUGGAAAUUGAUAUAGAGUACAGCUUUGGAUGUGGGCAUUACAAACCUCCAGUCAGCUUCCUAAAUGAACUCAGUGCUUCUGAAACAACUACAACACAGGUGGAGAACAACAACCCAACAACAAAAGAACACACAACAUUUACUCCAACACCUACAGGAAAUACAAACAUACCCAAAGCUAUUGUGAUUCACAUUAAAAUUGAGUUCACGGACCUGACCAUUGUACCAAGUGAGGAUGAGGUUCUUACAACUAUUGAUGCUGAAUGGAACAUUAGAAAAACUAGAGAGCUUGGAACACAAAUACCAGAAAAUGCUGUCAGCAUACAGGGCAUCUCCUAUGAGAAAACAGGCAGCAACUCGUACAGUAUAGACUUUGAGUACAGGAUCAGUAAGGUUCCAGAAAACAUUAAUCAGGCGUUUGAAACCUACAACUCAAUACAAAACACCACGAACCUUCUGCUGAGCUCAAUCUUAAAUGGCCCAAAUCCUGGACAAUUUACCUACCCACAAGUAACGUUCAGUGGCAACUCCACCACAAUUGUAGCCUUUCAAGUGUAUGUGUUUAAUGAGAACGAUAUCAAGACACCAAGUGGACUUCUUGUUCCGCUUCUCAUAAUCAAUGGUCAUGCACCUACAACUGCACCUACAACUACAGCUACAACUACAACUACACCUACAACUACAGCUACAACUACACCUACAACUACAGCUACAACUACAACUACAACUGUUCCAGCUACCAUUUCACUACAUCGGCAAACCCCCUCCACAACUACAUCAGCUGAGAUUCUCACCAGACUGGUGUUCAGCAAUUCGUCUCCCUUACCCUGUGAGAGUAUGGUCAUCAGUGCUAUCCAAACUCUGUUGAAGAAUCAAGGCAUAACAUUUCCUGACAAAGUAAUAGUGAUGAACUACACCUAUGAGAAAAUUUCUGACACUUCCUAUGCUAUCAAUAUCACAUUUAAUAUGACUAAUAUCAGAAUGCAUGGGAAUGAUGCCUGCAGGAAAGAAUUAGGAGACAACAUCAAGAGCUCUGUCAACAAUGCAAUUAAUGAACUUCUAAACAAGCCUGUUGCAAAACCAUUUGAAGAAGUGAAUUUCGAUUUCAGCGGCUGCUCACAAAAACCAAUUCAUACUUAUAUGGAAUACAGUUUCCAUGAUGGAACUAAUUUAACACCAGCCAGGUUCAUCAAAGAGCUUGGGACACAGAGUGAUUCAGCUUGUCCUAAAAGCAAUCCAGUUAUACCCACUGACCAUCCUUCAACAAUAAUUGGAGACGUAUACAUUUUUAUAACAGUUAUAUUUGAGAACUUGACUAAUGUACCUACUGAAGCUGAGGUUGUCAGUGCUGCUAAUGCUCUCCUGGAGUCCAAAAUCAGAACAAAGAGAGAUCUUGACACACAAAUACUGAAUGAACCUGUCAGCAUAAAGAACAUCACUUAUCAAAAAACGGGAAGCAACUCGUACAGUAUCGACUUUGCAUUUCAAAUUAGCAAUGUGAGCAUAGCUAUACUGCUAGAUCAGAGGAACCAAACAUAUGACUUAAUACAAUACAAAAUCAACAGCCUGAUGAAUACAAUCUUGAAUUACGCAACUGCCGCAUCAGUUAACUUCACACAAGCAAACUACCAGGGUAAUGGUUCAGUAAUAAAUGCAUUUCAAACAUAUAUCUAUAAGGAAGGUGAUAUCAAUUCACCAAGUAUGUUUCUUCAUCAACUACUCAUACUUCAUAACAAGACACCUCCUGCCACAACCACAACUGGAUCACAUUUGAUUCCUAUUGAUUGUUCAGGUGUGGUUCAAACCAGACUGGUGUUCAACUUGUCCUCUUCUGCCCUCAAUGUGAGUGAGGUCUUCAGUAAAAUUGCAGCUCUGAACUCUACACUCAAAAACAUCACUGAGCAUGUUACAGUGCUGAACAUCACCUAUGAGGGAAUUUCAAACAUCUCCACCACAGUUACCAUUCUAUUCAAAGUCUGUGAUAUCGACAAGCCCACAGGCCAGGACCACAAGAAUACAACCUACAACCCAGUGGGGAGCACCAUCAAUGACAUCGUAAACACACUUCUAAAUGAUACUGGUGCAGGUCCAUUACAGCCCAGUAUCACCAACUUCAAGAACUCAAAGAAUAAAGUUGAUGGUUACAUGGAAUACCAUAUACCAAGCAUCCCGGCUAAGACAGAGAACGCUCCAACGGUUGCUACAAGCACCACUCCUAUGCAGACUACUCCAGGAUCUUCUCCCACAACGUACGAUGAUUGUUCAGGUGUGGUUCAAACCAGACUGGUGUUCAACUUGUCCUCUUCUGCCCUCAAUGUGAGUGAGGUCUUCAGUAAAAUUGCAGCUCUGAACUCUACACUCAAAAACAUCACUGAGCAUGUUACAGUGCUGAACAUCACCUAUGAGGGAAUUUCAAACAUCUCCACCACAGUUACCAUUCUAUUCAAAGUCUGUGAUAUCGACAAGCCCACAGGCCAGGACCACAAGAAUACAACCUACAACCCAGUGGGGAGCACCAUCAAUGACAUCGUAAACACACUUCUAAAUGAUACUGGUGCAGGUCCAUUACAGCCCAGUAUCACCAACUUCAAGAACUCAAAGAAUAAAGUUGAUGGUUACAUGGAAUACCAUAUACCAAGCAUCCCGGCUAAGACAGAGAACGCUCCAACGGUUGCUACAAGCACCACUCCUAUGCAGACUACUCCAGGAUCUUCUCCCACAACGUACGAUGAUUGUUCAGGUGUGGUUCAAACCAGACUGGUGUUCAACUUGUCCUCUUCUGCCCUCAAUGUGAGUGAGGUCUUCAGUAAAAUUGCAGCUCUGAACUCUACACUCAAAAACAUCACUGAGCAUGUUACAGUGCUGAACAUCACCUAUGAGGGAAUUUCAAACAUCUCCACCACAGUUACCAUUCUAUUCAAAGUCUGUGAUAUCGACAAGCCCACAGGCCAGGACCACAAGAAUACAACCUACAACCCAGUGGGGAGCACCAUCAAUGACAUCGUAAACACACUUCUAAAUGAUACUGGUGCAGGUCCAUUACAGCCCAGUAUCACCAACUUCAAGAACUCAAAGAAUAAAGUUGAUGGUUACAUGGAAUACCAUAUACCAAGCAUCCCGGCUAAGACAGAGAACGCUCCAACGGUUGCUACAAGCACCACUCCUAUGCAGACUACUCCAGGAUCUUCUCCCACAACGUACGAUGAUUGUUCAGGUGUGGUUCAAACCAGACUGGUGUUCAACUUGUCCUCUUCUGCCCUCAAUGUGAGUGAGGUCUUCAGUAAAAUUGCAGCUCUGAACUCUACACUCAAAAACAUCACUGAGCAUGUUACAGUGCUGAACAUCACCUAUGAGGGAAUUUCAAACAUCUCCACCACAGUUACCAUUCUAUUCAAAGUCUGUGAUAUCGACAAGCCCACAGGCCAGGACCACAAGAAUACAACCUACAACCCAGUGGGGAGCACCAUCAAUGACAUCGUAAACACACUUCUAAAUGAUACUGGUGCAGGUCCAUUACAGCCCAGUAUCACCAACUUCAAGAACUCAAAGAAUAAAGUUGAUGGUUACAUGGAAUACCAUAUACCAAGCAUCCCGGCUAAGACAGAGAACGCUCCAACGGUUGCUACAAGCACCACUCCUAUGCAGACUACUCCAGGAUCUUCUCCCACAACGUACGAUGAUUGUUCAGGUGUGGUUCAAACCAGACUGGUGUUCAACUUGUCCUCUUCUGCCCUCAAUGUGAGUGAGGUCUUCAGUAAAAUUGCAGCUCUGAACUCUACACUCAAAAACAUCACUGAGCAUGUUACAGUGCUGAACAUCACCUAUGAGGGAAUUUCAAACAUCUCCACCACAGUUACCAUUCUAUUCAAAGUCUGUGAUAUCGACAAGCCCACAGGCCAGGACCACAAGAAUACAACCUACAACCCAGUGGGGAGCACCAUCAAUGACAUCGUAAACACACUUCUAAAUGAUACUGGUGCAGGUCCAUUACAGCCCAGUAUCACCAACUUCAAGAACUCAAAGAAUAAAGUUGAUGGUUACAUGGAAUACCAUAUACCAAGCAUCCCGGCUAAGACAGAGAACGCUCCAACGGUUGCUACAAGCACCACUCCUAUGCAGACUACUCCAGGAUCUUCUCCCACAACGUACGAUGAUUGUUCAGGUGUGGUUCAAACCAGACUGGUGUUCAACUUGUCCUCUUCUGCCCUCAAUGUGAGUGAGGUCUUCAGUAAAAUUGCAGCUCUGAACUCUACACUCAAAAACAUCACUGAGCAUGUUACAGUGCUGAACAUCACCUAUGAGGGAAUUUCAAACAACUCCACCACAGUUACCAUUCUAUUCAAAGUCUGUGAUAUCGACAAGCCCACAGGCCAGGACCACAAGAAUACAACCUACAACCCAGUGGGGAGCACCAUCAAUGACAUCGUAAACACACUUCUAAAUGAUACUGGUGCAGGUCCAUUACAGCCCAGUAUCACCAACUUCAAGAACUCAAAGAAUAAAGUUGAUGGUUACAUGGAAUACCAUAUACCAAGCAUCCCAGCUAAGACAGAGAACGCUCCAACGGUUGCUACAAGCACCACUCCUAUGCAGACUACUCCAGGAUCUUCUCCCACAACGUACGAUGAUUGUUCAGGUGUGGUUCAAACCAGACUGGUGUUCAACUUGUCCUCUUCUGCCCUCAAUGUGAGUGAGGUCUUCAGUAAAAUUGCAGCUCUGAACUCUACACUCAAAAACAUCACUGAGCAUGUUACAGUGCUGAACAUCACCUAUGAGGGAAUUUCAAACAUCUCCACCACAGUUACCAUUCUAUUCAAAGUCUGUGAUAUCGACAAGCCCACAGGCCAGGACCACAAGAAUACAACCUACAACCCAGUGGGGAGCACCAUCAAUGACAUCGUAAACACACUUCUAAAUGAUACUGGUGCAGGUCCAUUACAGCCCAGUAUCACCAACUUCAAGAACUCAAAGAAUAAAGUUGAUGGUUACAUGGAAUACCAUAUACCAAGCAUCCCGGCUAAGACAGAGAACGCUCCAACGGUUGCUACAAGCACCACUCCUAUGCAGACUACUCCAGGAUCUUCUCCCACAACGUAUGAUGAUUGUUCAGGUGUGGUUCAAACCAGACUGGUGUUCAACUUGUCCUCUUCUGCCCUCAAUGUGAGUGAGGUCUUCAGUAAAAUUGCAGCUCUGAACUCUACACUCAAAAACAUCACUGAGCAUGUUACAGUGCUGAACAUCACCUAUGAGGGAAUUUCAAACAACUCCACCACAGUUACCAUUCUAUUCAAAGUCUGUGAUAUCGACAAGCCCACAGGCCAGGACCACAAGAAUACAACCUACAACCCAGUGGGGAGCACCAUCAAUGACAUCGUAAACACACUUCUAAAUGAUACUGGUGCAGGUCCAUUACAGCCCAGUAUCACCAACUUCAAGAACUCAAAGAAUAAAGUUGAUGGUUACAUGGAAUACCAUAUACCAAGCAUCCCGGCUAAGACAGAGAACGCUCCAACGGUUGCUACAAGCACCACUCCUAUGCAGACUACUCCAGGAUCUUCUCCCACAACGUACGAUGAUUGUUCAGGUGUGGUUCAAACCAGACUGGUGUUCAACUUGUCCUCUUCUGCCCUCAAUGUGAGUGAGGUCUUCAGUAAAAUUGCAGCUCUGAACUCUACACUCAAAAACAUCACUGAGCAUGUUACAGUGCUGAACAUCACCUAUGAGGGAAUUUCAAACAACUCCACCACAGUUACCAUUCUAUUCAAAGUCUGUGAUAUCGACAAGCCCACAGGCCAGGACCACAAGAAUACAACCUACAACCCAGUGGGGAGCACCAUCAAUGACAUCGUAAACACACUUCUAAAUGAUACUGGUGCAGGUCCAUUACAGCCCAGUUUCACCAACUUUACGAGCUCAAAGAAUAAAGUUGAUGGCUACAUGGAAUACAAUAUACCAAGCAUCCCAGCUAAGCCAGGGACCGACACCGCUCCAACGGUUCCUGCAAGCACCACUCCAACUCAGACUUCUCCAGGACCUUCACCCACAAUGUAUAACAAUGGUUCAGCUGUGGUUCAAACCAGACUGGUGUUCAACUCGCCUUCUCCCUUUCCCAGUAAGAGUGAGGUCCUUAGUUUUAUUGAAGCUAAGCUGAACUCUACACUCACAAACUUCGCUGAUCCUGUAACAGUGCUGAACAUCGCCUAUGAGGAAAUCUCAAAUGCCUCCAACGCAGUUAUCAUUACAUUCAAAGUUAGUAACAUCAGCAUCCCUACAAACCCUGACCUCAUGAACAACACCUACAACCAAGUGGAGAGCAUCAUCAAUGGAAUUGUAAAUAUACUUCUGAAGAAUUAUACUAGUGCAGUUCCAUUACAGCCCACUACCUCCAACUUCACGAGCUCAGAGGAUGAAGUUAAUGGAUACAUGGAAUACAAUAUACCAAGCAUGCCCAGUCCGCCAGUUACCGACACCGCUCCAAUGGUUCCUGCAAGCACCACUCCAACGCAGACUUCUCCAGGACCUUCACCCACAAUGUACAACAAUGGUUCAGCUGUGGUUCAAACCAGACUGGUGUUCAACUCGUCUUCUCCUGUUCCCAGUAAGAGUGAGGUCCUUAGUGUUAUUGAAGCUCUACUGAACUCUACACUCACAAACCUCACUGAUCUUGUGACAGUGCUGAACAUCACCUAUGAGGAAAUCUCAAACGCCUCCUAUGCAGUUAUCAUUACAUUCAAAGUUAGUAACAUCAGCAUCCCUACGAACCCUGACCUCAUGAACAACACCUACAACCAAGUGGAGAGCAUCAUCAAUGGAAUUGUAAAUGUACUUCUGAAGAAUUAUACUACUGCAGUUCCAUUAGUGCCAAGUACCUCCAACUUCACGAGCUCAGACGAUGAAGUUAAUGGAUACCUGGAAUACAAUAUACCAAGCAUGCCCAGUCCGCCAGUUACCGACACCGCUCCAACGGUUCCCGCAAGCACCACUCCAACUCAGACUUCUCCAGGACCUUCACCCACAAUGUACAACAAUGGUUCAGCUGUGGUUCAAACCAGACUGGUGUUCAACUCGUCUUCUCCUGUUCCCAGUAAGAGUGAGGUCCUUAGUGCUAUUGAAGCUCUACUGAACUCUACACUCACAAACCUCACUGAUCUUGUGACAGUGCUGAACAUCACCUAUGAGGAAAUCUCAAACGCCUCCUAUGCAGUUAUCAUUACAUUCAAAGUUAGUAACAUCAGCAUCCCUACAAACCCUGACCUCAUGAACAACACCUACAACCAAGUGGAGAGCAUCAUCAAUGGAAUUGUAAAUGUACUUCUGAAAAAUUAUACUACUGCAGUUCCAUUAGUGCCAAGUACCUCCAACUUCAUGAGCUCAGAUGAUGAAGUUAAUGGAUACAUGGUAUACAAUAUACCAAGCAUGCACAGUCCGCCAGGGACCGACACCGCUCCAACGGUUCCCGCAAGCACCACUCCAACUCAGACUUCUCCAGGACCUUCACCCACAAUGUACAACAAUGGUUCAGCUGUGGUUCAAACCAGACUGGUGUUCAACUCGUCUUCUCCUGUUCCCAGUAAGAGUGAGGUCCUUAGUGCUAUUGAAGCUCUGCUGAACUCUACACUCACAAACCUCACUGAUCUUGUAACAGUGCUGAACAUCACCUAUGAGGAAAUCUCAAACUCCUCCAACGCAGUUAUCAUUACAUUCAAAGUUAGUAACCUCAGCAUCCCUACAAACCCUAACCUCAUGAACAACACCUACAACCAAGUGGAAAGCAUCAUCAAUGGAAUUGUAAGUGUACUUCUGAAGAAUUAUACUAGUGCAGUUCCAUUACAGCCCACUACCUCCAACUUCACGAGCUCAGAGGAUGAAGUUAAUGGAUACAUGGAAUACAAUAUACCAAGCAUGCCCAGUCCGCCAGUUACCGACACCGCUCCAACGGUUCCUGCAAGCACCACUCCAACGCAGACUUCUCCAGGACCUUCACCCACAAUGUACAACAAUGGUUCAGCUGUGGUUCAAACCAGACUGGUGUUCAACUCGUCUUCUCCUGUUCCCAGUAAGAGUGAGGUCCUUAGUGUUAUUGAAGCUCUACUGAACUCUACACUCACAAACCUCACUGAUCUUGUGACAGUGCUGAACAUCACCUAUGAGGAAAUCUCAAACGCCUCCUAUGCAGUUAUCAUUACAUUCAAAGUUAGUAACAUCAGCAUCCCUACAAACCCUGACCUCAUGAACAACAUCUACAACCAAGUGGAGAGCAUCAUCAAUGGAAUUGUAAAUGUACUUCUGAAGAAUUAUACUAGUGCAGUUCCAUUAGUGCCAAGUACCUCCAACUUCACGAGCUCAGACGAUGAAGUUAAUGGAUACAUGGAAUACAAUAUACCAAGCAUGCCCAGUCCGCCAGUUACCGACACCGCUCCAACGGUUCCCGCAAGCACCACUCCAACUCAGACUUCUCCAGGACCUUCACCCACAAUGUACAACAAUGGUUCAGCUGUGGUUCAAACCAGACUGGUGUUCAACUCGUCUUCUCCUGUUCCCAGUAAGAGUGAGGUCCUUAGUGCUAUUGAAGCUCUGCUGAACUCUACACUCACAAACCUCACUGAUCUUGUAACAGUGCUCAACAUCACCUAUGAGGAAAUCUCAAACUCCUCCAACGCAGUUAUCAUUACAUUCAAAGUUAGUAACCUCAGCAUCCCUACAAACCCUAAAGUCAUGAACAACACCUACAACCAAGUGGAGAGCAUCAUCAAUGGAAUUGUAAAUGUACUUCUGAAGAAUUAUACUAGUGCAGUUCCAUUACAGCCCACUACCUCCAACUUCACGAGCUCAGAGGAUGAAGUUAAUGGAUACAUGGAAUACAAUAUACCAAGCAUGCCCAGUCCGCCAGUUACCGACACCGCUCCAACGGUUCCUGCAAGCACCACUCCAACGCAGACUUCUCCAGGACCUUCACCCACAAUGUACAACAAUGGUUCAGCUGUGGUUCAAACCAGACUGGUGUUCAACUCGUCUUCUCCUGUUCCCAGUAAGAGUGAGGUCCUUAGUGUUAUUGAAGCUCUACUGAACUCUACACUCACAAACCUCACUGAUCUUGUGACAGUGCUGAACAUCACCUAUGAGGAAAUCUCAAACGCCUCCUAUGCAGUUAUCAUUACAUUCAAAGUUAGUAACAUCAGCAUCCCUACAAACCCUGACCUCAUGAACAACAUCUACAACCAAGUGGAGAGCAUCAUCAAUGGAAUUGUAAAUGUACUUCUGAAGAAUUAUACUAGUGCAGUUCCAUUAGUGCCAAGUACCUCCAACUUCACGAGCUCAGACGAUGAAGUUAAUGGAUACAUGGAAUACAAUAUACCAAGCAUGCCCAGUCCGCCAGUUACCGACACCGCUCCAACGGUUCCCGCAAGCACCACUCCAACUCAGACUUCUCCAGGACCUUCACCCACAAUGUACAACAAUGGUUCAGCUGUGGUUCAAACCAGACUGGUGUUCAACUCGUCUUCUCCUGUUCCCAGUAAGAGUGAGGUCCUUAGUGCUAUUGAAGCUCUGCUGAACUCUACACUCACAAACCUCACUGAUCUUGUAACAGUGCUCAACAUCACCUAUGAGGAAAUCUCAAACUCCUCCAACGCAGUUAUCAUUACAUUCAAAGUUAGUAACCUCAGCAUCCCUACAAACCCUAAAGUCAUGAACAACACCUACAACCAAGUGGAGAGCAUCAUCAAUGGAAUUGUAAAUGUACUUCUGAAGAAUUAUACUAGUGCAGUUCCAUUACAGCCCACUACCUCCAACUUCACGAGCUCAGAGGAUGAAGUUAAUGGAUACAUGGAAUACAAUAUACCAAGCAUGCCCAGUCCGCCAGUUAACGACACCGCUCCAACGGUUCCUGCAAGCACCACUCCAACGCAGACUUCUCCAGGACCUUCACCCACAAUGUACAACAAUGGUUCAGCUGUGGUUCAAACCAGACUGGUUUUCAACUCGUCUUCUCCUGUUCCCAGUAAGAGUGAGGUCCUUAGUGCUAUUGAAGCUCUGCUGAACUCUACACUCACAAACCUCACUGAUCUUGUAACAGUGCUCAACAUCACCUAUGAGGAAAUCUCAAACUCUUCCAACGCAGUUAUCAUUACAUUCAAAGUUAGUAACCUCAGCAUCCCUACAAACCCUAACCUCAUGAACAACACCUACAACCAAGUGGAGAGCAUCAUCAAUGGAAUUGUAAAUGUACUUCUGAAGAAUUAUACUAGUGCAGUUCCAUUAGUGCCAAGUACCUCCAACUUCACGAGCUCAGAUGAUGAAGUUAAUGGAUACAUGGUAUACAAUAUAUCAAGCAUGCACAGUCCGCCAGGGACCGACACUGCUCCAACGGUUCCCGCAAGCACCACUCCAACGCAGACUUCUCCAGGACCUUCACCCACAAUGUACAACAAUGGUUCAGCUGUGGUUCAAACCAGACUGGUGUUCAACUCAUCUUCUCCUGUUCCCAGUAAGAGUGAGGUCCUUAGUGCUAUUGAAGCUCUACUGAACUCUACACUCACAAACCUCACUGAUCUUGUGACAGUGCUGAACAUCACCUAUGAGGAAAUCUCAAACGCCUCCAACACAGUUAUCAUUACAUUCAAAGUUAGUAACAUCAGCAUCCCUACAAACCCUGACCUCAUGAACAACACCUACAACCAAGUGGAGAGCAUCAUCAAUGGAAUUGUAAAUGUACUUCUGAAGAAUUAUACUAGUGCAGUUCCAUUAGUGCCAAGUACCUCCAACUUCACGAGCUCAGACGAUGAAGUUAAUGGAUACCUGGAAUACAAUAUACCAAGCAUGCCCAGUCCGCCAGUUACCGACACCGCUCCAACGGUUCCCUCAAGCACCACUCCAACUCAGACUUCUCCAGGACCUUCACCCACAAUGUACAACAAUGGUUCAGCUGUGGUUCAAACCAGACUGGUGUUCAACUCGUCUUCUCCUGUUCCCAGUAAGAGUGAGGUCCUUAGUGCUAUUGAAGCUGUACUGAACUCUACACUCACAAACCUCACUGAUCUUGUGACAGUGCUGAACAUCACCUAUGAGGAAAUCUCAAACGCCUCCUAUGCAGUUAUCAUUACAUUCAAAGUUAGUAACAUCAGCAUCCCUACAAACCCUGACCUCAUGAACAACACCUACAACCAAGUGGAGAGCAUCAUCAAUGGAAUUGUAAAUGUACUUCUGAAAAAUUAUACUACUGCAGUUCCAUUAGUGCCAAGUACCUCCAACUUCAUGAGCUCAGAUGAUGAAGUUAAUGGAUACAUGGUAUACAAUAUACCAAGCAUGCACAGUCCACCAGGGACCGACACCGCUCCAACGGUUCCCGCAAGCACCACUCCAACUCAGACUUCUCCAGGACCUUCACCCACAAUGUACAACAAUGGUUCAGCUGUGGUUCAAACCAGACUGGUGUUCAACUCGUCUUCUCCUGUUCCCAGUAAGAGUGAGGUCCUUAGUGCUAUUGAAGCUCUGCUGAACUCUACACUCACAAACCUCACUGAUCUUGUAACAGUGCUGAACAUCACCUAUGAGGAAAUCUCAAACUCCUCCAACGCAGUUAUCAUUACAUUCAAAGUUAGUAACCUCAGCAUCCCUACAAACCCUAACCUCAUGAACAACACCUACAACCAAGUGGAAAGCAUCAUCAAUGGAAUUGUAAGUGUACUUCUGAAGAAUUAUACUAGUGCAGUUCCAUUACAGCCCACUACCUCCAACUUCACGAGCUCAGAGGAUGAAGUUAAUGGAUACAUGGAAUACAAUAUACCAAGCAUGCACAGUCCGCCAGUUACCGACACCGCUCCAACGGUUCCUGCAAGCACCACUCCAACGCAGACUUCUCCAGGACCUUCACCCACAAUGUACAACAAUGGUUCAGCUGUGGUUCAAACCAGACUGGUGUUCAACUCGUCUUCUCCUGUUCCCAGUAAGAGUGAGGUCCUUAGUGCUAUUGAAGCUCUACUGAACUCUACACUCACAAACCUCACUGAUCUUGUGACAGUGCUGAACAUCACCUAUGAGGAAAUCUCAAACGCCUCCUAUGCAGUUAUCAUUACAUUCAAAGUUAGUAACAUCAGCAUCCCUACAAACCCUAACCUCAUGAACAACACCUACAACCAAGUGGAAAGCAUCAUCAAUGGAAUUGUAAGUGUACUUCUGAAGAAUUAUACUAGUGCAGUUCCAUUACAGCCCACUACCUCCAACUUCACGAGCUCAGAGGAUGAAGUUAAUGGAUACAUGGAAUACAAUAUACCAAGCAUGCCCAGUCCGCCAGUUACCGACACCGCUCCAACGGUUCCUGCAAGCACCACUCCAACGCAGACUUCUCCAGGACCUUCACCCACAAUGUACAACAAUGGUUCAGCUGUGGUUCAAACCAGACUGGUGUUCAACUCGUCUUCUCCUGUUCCCAGUAAGAGUGAGGUCCUUAGUGCUAUUGAAGCUCUACUGAACUCUACACUCACAAACCUCACUGAUCUUGUGACAGUGCUGAACAUCACCUAUGAGGAAAUCUCAAACGCCUCCUAUGCAGUUAUCAUUACAUUCAAAGUUAGUAACAUCAGCAUCCCUACAAACCCUGACCUCAUGAACAACACCUACAACCAAGUGGAGAGCAUCAUCAAUGGAAUUGUAAAUGUACUUCUGAAAAAUUAUACUACUGCAGUUCCAUUAGUGCCAAGUACCUCCAACUUCAUGAGCUCAGAUGAUGAAGUUAAUGGAUACAUGGUAUACAAUAUACCAAGCAUGCACAGUCCGCCAGGGACCGACACCGCUCCAACGGUUCCCGCAAGCACCACUCCAACUCAGACUUCUCCAGGACCUUCACCCACAAUGUACAACAAUGGUUCAGCUGUGGUUCAAACCAGACUGGUGUUCAACUCGUCUUCUCCUGUUCCCAGUAAGAGUGAGGUCCUUAGUGCUAUUGAAGCUCUACUGAACUCUACACUCACAAACCUCACUGAUCUUGUAACAGUGCUGAACAUCACCUAUGAGGAAAUCUCAAACUCCUCCAACGCAGUUAUCAUUACAUUCAAAGUUAGUAACCUCAGCAUCCCUACAAACCCUAACCUCAUGAACAACACCUACAACCAAGUGGAAAGCAUCAUCAAUGGAAUUGUAAGUGUACUUCUGAAGAAUUAUACUAGUGCAGUUCCAUUACAGCCCACUACCUCCAACUUCACGAGCUCAGAGGAUGAAGUUAAUGGAUACAUGGAAUACAAUAUACCAAGCAUGCCCAGUCCGCCAGUUACCGACACCGCUCCAACGGUUCCUGCAAGCACCACUCCAACGCAGACUUCUCCAGGACCUUCACCCACAAUGUACAACAAUGGUUCAGCUGUGGUUCAAACCAGACUGGUGUUCAACUCGUCUUCUCCUGUUCCCAGUAAGAGUGAGGUCCUUAGUGCUAUUGAAGCUCUACUGAACUCUACACUCACAAACCUCACUGAUCUUGUGACAGUGCUGAACAUCACCUAUGAGGAAAUCUCAAACGCCUCCUAUGCAGUUAUCAUUACAUUCAAAGUUAGUAACAUCAGCAUCCCUACAAACCCUGACCUCAUGAACAACACCUACAACCAAGUGGAGAGCAUCAUCAAUGGAAUUGUAAAUGUACUUCUGAAAAAUUAUACUACUGCAGUUCCAUUAGUGCCAAGUACCUCCAACUUCAUGAGCUCAGAUGAUGAAGUUAAUGGAUACAUGGUAUACAAUAUACCAAGCAUGCACAGUCCGCCAGGGACCGACACCGCUCCAACGGUUCCCGCAAGCACCACUCCAACUCAGACUUCUCCAGGACCUUCACCCACAAUGUACAACAAUGGUUCAGCUGUGGUUCAAACCAGACUGGUGUUCAACUCGUCUUCUCCUGUUCCCAGUAAGUGUGAGGUCCUUAGUGCUAUUGAAGCUCUGCUGAACUCUACACUCACAAACCUCACUGAUCUUGUAACAGUGCUGAACAUCACCUAUGAGGAAAUCUCAAACUCCUCCAACGCAGUUAUCAUUACAUUCAAAGUUAGUAACCUCAGCAUCCCUACAAACCCUAACCUCAUGAACAACACCUACAACCAAGUGGAAAGCAUCAUCAAUGGAAUUGUAAGUGUACUUCUGAAGAAUUAUACUAGUGCAGUUCCAUUACAGCCCACUACCUCCAACUUCACGAGCUCAGAGGAUGAAGUUAAUGGAUACAUGGAAUACAAUAUACCAAGCAUGCCCAGUCCGCCAGUUACCGACACCGCUCCAACGGUUCCUGCAAGCACCACUCCAACGCAGACUUCUCCAGGACCUUCACCCACAAUGUACAACAAUGGUUCAGCUGUGGUUCAAACCAGACUGGUGUUCAACUCGUCUUCUCCUGUUCCCAGUAAGAGUGAGGUCCUUAGUGCUAUUGAAGCUCUACUGAACUCUACACUCACAAACCUCACUGAUCUUGUGACAGUGCUGAACAUCACCUAUGAGGAAAUCUCAAACGCCUCCUAUGCAGUUAUCAUUACAUUCAAAGUUAGUAACAUCAGCAUCCCUACAAACCCUGACCUCUUGAACAACACCUACAACCAAGUGGAGAGCAUCAUCAAUGGAAUUUUAAAUGUACUUCUGAAGAAUUAUACUAGUGCAGUUCCAUUAGUGCCAAGUACCUCCAACUUCAUGAGCUCAGAUGAUGAAGUUAAUGGAUACAUGGUAUACAAUAUACCAAGCAUGCACAGUCCGCCAGGGACCGACACCGCUCCAACGGUUCCCGCAAGCACCACUCCAACUCAGACUUCUCCAGGACCUUCACCCACAAUGUACAACAAUGGUUCAGCUGUGGUUCAAACCAGACUGGUGUUCAACUCGUCUUCUCCUGUUCCCAGUAAGAGUGAGGUCCUUAGUGCUAUUGAAGCUGUACUGAACUCUACACUCACAAACCUCACUGAUCUUGUGACAGUGCUGAACAUCACCUAUGAGGAAAUCUCAAACGCCUCCUAUGCAGUUAUCAUUACAUUCAAAGUUAGUAACAUCAGCAUCCCUACAAACCCUGACCUCAUGAACAACACCUACAACCAAGUGGAGAGCAUCAUCAAUGGAAUUGUAAAUGUACUUCUGAAGAAUUAUACUACUGCAGUUCCAUUAGUGCCAAGUACCUCCAACUUCAUGAGCUCAGAUGAUGAAGUUAAUGGAUACAUGGUAUACAAUAUACCAAGCAUGCACAGUCCGCCAGGGACCGACACAGCUCCAACGGUUCCUGCAAGCACCACUCCUAUGCAGACUACUCCAGGACCUUCACCCACAAUAUACAACAAUGGUUCAGCUGUGGUUCAAACCAGACUGGUGUUCAACUCGCCUUCUCCUGUUCCCAGUACGAGUGAGGUCCUUAGUUUUAUUGAAGCUCUGCUGAACUCUACACUCACAAACCUCGCUGAUCCUGUAACAGUGCUGAACAUCACCUAUGAGGAAAUCUCAAACACCUCCAAUGCAGUUAUCUUUACUUUCAAAGUUAAUAACAUCAGCAUCCCGACAAACCCUGACCUCAUGAACAACACCUACAACCAAGUGGAGAGCAUCAUCAAUGGAAUUGUAAAUGCACUUCUAAAUAAUUUUGCUGUAGGUCCAUUCCAUCCUAAUUCUUCCAACUUCACGAGCUCAGAGGAUGAAGUUAAUGGAUACAUGGAAUACAAUAUACCAAGCAUGCCCAGUCCGCCAGUUACCGACCCAGCUCCAAAGGUACCUGAUCUCAUUACACCAGAGCCAACUUCUCAAGGAUCUCCAGCCACAAUCAAUGGUUCAGCUGUGGUUCAAACCAGACUGGUGUUCAACUCGUCUUCUCCUGUUCCCAGUAAGAGUGAGGUCCUUAGUGCUAUUGAAGCUCUACUGAACUCUACACUCACAAACCUCACUGAUCUUGUGACAGUGCUGAACAUCACCUAUGAGGAAAUCUCAAACGCCUCCUAUGCAGUUAUCAUUACAUUCAAAGUUAGUAACAUCAGCAUCCCUACAAACCCUGACCUCAUGAACAACACCUACAACCAAGUGGAGAGCAUCAUCAAUGGAAUUGUAAAUGUACUUCUGAAGAAUUAUACUACUGCAGUUCCAUUAGUGCCAAGUACCUCCAACUUCAUGAGCUCAGAUGAUGAAGUUAAUGGAUACAUGGUAUACAAUAUACCAAGCAUGCACAGUCCGCCAGGGACCGACACAGCUCCAACGGUUCCUGCAAGCACCACUCCUAUGCAGACUACUCCAGGACCUUCACCCACAAUAUACAACAAUGGUUUAGCUGUGGUUCAAACCAGACUGGUGUUCAACUCGCCUUCUCCUGUUCCCAGUACGAGUGAGGUCCUUAGUUUUAUUGAAGCUCUGCUGAACUCUACACUCACAAACCUCGCUGAUCCUGUAACAGUGCUGAACAUCACCUAUGAGGAAAUCUCAAACACCUCCAAUGCAGUUAUCAUUACUUUCAAAGUUAAUAACAUCAGCAUCCCGACAAACCCUGACCUCAUGAACAACACCUACAACCAAGUGGAGAGCAUCAUCAAUGGAAUUGCAAAUGCACUUCUAAAUAAUUUUGCUGUAGGUCCAUUCCAUCCUAAUUCUUCCAACUUCACGAGCUCAGAGUAUGAAGUUAAUGGAUACAUGGAAUACAAUAUACCAAGCAUGCCCAGUCCGCCAGUUACCGACCCAGCUCCAAAGGUACCUGAUCUCAUUACACCAGAGCCAACUUCUCAAGGAUCUCCAGCCACAAUCAAUGGUUCAGCUGUGGUUCAAACCAGACUGGUGUUCAACUCGUCUUCUCCUGUUCCCAGUAAGAGUGAGGUCCUUAGUGCUAUUGAAGCUCUACUGAACUCUACACUCACAAACCUCACUGAUCUUGUGCCAGUGCUGAACAUCACCUAUGAGGAAAUCUCAAACGCCUCCUAUGCAGUUAUCAUUACAUUCAAAGUUAGUAACAUCAGCAUCCCUACAAACCCUGACCUCAUGAACAACACCUACAACCAAGUGGAGAGCAUCAUCAAUGGAAUUGUAAAUGUACUUCUGAAGAAUUAUUCUAGUGCAGUUCCAUUACAGCCCAGUACCUCCAACUUCACGAGCUCAGAGGAUGAAGUUAAUGGUUACAUGGAAUACAAUAUACCAAGCAUGCCCAGUCCGCCAGUUACCGAUCCCUCUGUAAAAGAUUCAUCAACUACAAAGACUGGAACUGUACUCAUUUAUAUCAAACUGAUAUUCCAAAACUUGAUCAUUGUACCGCCUGAAACUUUGGUACUCAAAACUGCUGUUGAAAAGCUGGAAUCAAAGAUCAGAAGACAGCGUGAUACUGCAACACAAACACUUGAUCAACCUGUCAGUAUACAAGACAUCAUCUACACAAAAACAGGUAACAACUCAUUCUCUUUGGAUCUGGCAUUCAAGAACGUCAAUGUAAAUCUAUCUAAUCGGUGUGAUACAGAAUUUAACAACAAGACCUAUGAAAUAAUACAAAAUGAAAUCAACGGCCUGAUGAAUACAAUCCUAAGUAAACCACAGACUCCACUGUUUACUUUUCCACCGGCAAAUUUCACGUGUAAUGAUACUGAAGCAGUGAUUGUGGCUAAUGUAAUAUAUGUCUAUAAAGAGGGUGAUAUUCAGUCACCAAGUAGCUUUCUUCUUGAAUUACUCAAAGAAAGUGGUUUGUUGUACUACACCCUUCCUCCACUUGUAUCAAUUGAGCCUCACAAUUCAGGAAACAGCACCAACACAUCGGCUGCAUGGAUCCUAGGCAUCGUUAUCCCCUGUGGUAUAGUCAUCAUUCUUCUGCCAUGCUGGAUUCUACUCUGUUGUCUUCUUUGUGGAUGCUGUGCAAGAAUUAGAAGACGCUGGCGCAGGCGACAAUCAUACAAUGUUCAGUAUCAAACUCAUAACAGCCUCUUCUAAAGUACAGAAUAUUUUCAUCUGUAGUUCAUUUUAGUGUCUUUGUCUGCCUUCAUAUACAAAAGCAGAUCCUUUUAGACAUACUCUUUCAUACUACAUAAAUGUAACAAAGUGAAUUAAAUUAAAUCUGUGCGUAUGUUAAUUAUGUGAAGUAUCUCGAAUCAUUUUAUGCUUUCUAUCUUGAUUUACAUCCUGUACCUGUAUUGCUGGACCUAUACAGGAUAUAUAAUAAAUUAAUGAAAUACAACUUAAUUAAGAAUAUAGUAUCACAAGAGAUUUUUUAUUUAUUUGUCUAAUUUAUUUUCAAAUAGUAUUUUAUGUUAAUUUAUUAAAUUAUUUCUUAAAUAAACAAUUUUACUAUACAUUUCAAAAUUUAUUUCUAUAUAACUGUAUUUAUUUAUAUAUGCACUUUAUCAGUAUGUCAACAAGUAACCACUGUGCAGUAUGUCCUAUUACUUGCUACUUGUAAUGACUCUCCAACAAAUAAAAUAAUUAUUAACAUCA
Tachysurus fulvidraco (yellow catfish) is the source of this 19233-nucleotide messenger RNA. RefSeq lists its product as uncharacterized. The record is from RefSeq and is a predicted model, not a curated record. The transcript has 186 exons. Lineage: Eukaryota; Metazoa; Chordata; Actinopteri; Siluriformes; Bagridae. The coding region runs from base 103 to 18732 and encodes 6209 amino acids.